UUUAUAACAGUAAUUUAUUAAUAUUUUUCAGUCUACAAAUACAACCUAUUGAAAUGAGCAUAAAACUUUUCUUAGCUAUUUUUGCAAUUUGUAUUUUUGUAUUGGAAACUGGAGUAUUUGGAAGUGCCGAAUGCGUUUACCAAGAAUCAUUGAUAGAGUACGGUAGAAAAUGUCGUAAGCCAUGUCUUGAUAGUUCUGAAUGUAAAGGAAAGAAACUAUGUCAAUGUGAUGGUCCGUGCGGAAUGUCAUGCUUUUAUAAUCGAAGUGACUGUGAAGAGCCUGAAAGUAUCGCAAAUGGUAGAGUAGAACGCGAGCAUACACUCUGGAUGGCGGAAGCUUACUAUUCAUGUAAUGAUGGUUACGUACUUGAUGGUGAGAACGUCCGAACUUGUCAUUCAGACAAGGUGUGGUAUCCUGGACCUCCUAGUUGCAAAAGACCAUGCGAAGAACCCGAUGAGCCACACUCGUAUCCAACAAAUGGUGAAACCGAAUUCCUCGAAGGAAGAAGUUACAUUUUUUCAUGCGAUUCUGGAUACUACAUGACUGGUGACUCAAGCAGAACGUGUUUGGAAACCGCAAAAUGGUCCGUUGUCAAAUAUCGAUGUUUUAGAAAGAUGUGUGAAAGCAUCGUACCAGUUCGCCAUGGCACUAUUCAUUACUCCAUUGGUGAUGGGCCUGUUUUUGGUACAACAGCAACAGUGGAAUGCAAAAAGGGAUACAAAUUGAGUGAGGUUGGACUGUCGAUGCGAUGUUACGCCGGGGAUAGCGGAUCAAGAUUCGGAGAAUGGAAUGGGAGACUCCCAUCAUGUUUAAUAAUAUCUUGUCCUCGACCUGAAGAGCCAGAAAAUGGGGAAAUACCAGAUCUCGCGUUGCUUAGGUUUGAAUACGGAAAUGAAAUAAGUUAUGCCUGUAAUAGAGGAUACAUGUUGAAAGGCCCGAGAUAUAGUCGUUGCACAGAAAAUGAAAACUGGAGUAGCACAAACUCAAGCUGCAUAGUCGAUCCAUCUUGUGACUUUGACAGUUUUGACUACCCCACAUGUGGAUUCACGAUUGUUCAUUAUAAGUGGACGAAUAGAGAUUCACAAGAUGUUUUGCGAGGUCGUUUGCUUCAGUCGAAUUCUGGUACUGCAUACCUGGUAUCGAUGAGAAUUCCGCCGGACUGGACAAGUCAAUCUCAUAUAUGUUUGGAAUUUGACUACAAGAUAACGCGCGAUUCUUCGCUGCUCGUUCAAAAAGCACUAGGAAGCAUGCAUAAAUUUUGGCAGACUCAUCCACGAGAAAUUACUGGCGUGUGGUUGGAUGCACUUGUGGAAAUUAAGUUAGAAAACGCAAUCCAGUUCCAGUUCAAGGCAGAGAAUAUUGUCUAUUUAGAUAACGUAGCCGUGUACGAAGGAACCUGUGAUAAUCACUGCCUAAGAAUGCCUUGUAACAAUGGAGGAACGUGUGUAAAUCGAAAACGCACCUUUUCUUGUAUUUGCACUGUGGAUUUUACAGGAUUCGUGUGUGAUAUUGACAGAAAAUGUCCAGAACUACCAGAACGCAUUAAAGAUGGCAAAUUAAGCGAACGAGACAGAGGAAUGUAUCUUCCUGGAAGAACAGCUGUUUAUGAAUGUUAUAGUGGCUAUAAAUUUAGUCAUUCCUCCAAUGUUAUUUCACGGGUUGAGGUUACUUGCGAAGCAAACACUGAUGGGAGCGGAAGAAGUGAAUGGAAUACGAAUCCACAAAAAUUGGCGUGUGAAGUUGUCACAUGCGCACCACCCAAGCUGGGUAAAAAUCAACGUCUUGUUUCGACUAAUACUCGAUGGAUUGCCAAUGACAAAGCUACAUUCAGUUGCUAUGUUGGAUUUUAUAUGAAUCCUGCAAUAUAUACCACACAAUUGAAUAGAAGAUGUCAACUUGACGGACAGUGGUCGGGCGAGUUAUCUGAUUGCAUCAAACCAUACUGUACCUUCGACAGUAGUGGCAAUGAAAAGCCAGACGUUGUUUUUCCGCAGACAACAUAUAACAAAGGCGUCACUAUCAAACUAAAAUGCGUUGAAGGAUAUGAAUUGAAUACCGAUGACCCGUUCCUAACUUGCACAGGAUUGUAUACAUGGAAUAGAAAUAAUAGAAAUAUUCCAAAUUGUCAGAGAAUUACUUGCGGAGCUAUACCUAGGAUUCCUCAUUAUUAUUCAUCGAACUACCCUGAUCCUCUUUAUUAUGGCGAUAGCUUCACCUAUGCAGGUUGCAGAAGUGGUUGGUCAAUGGUUGAAAACAGAACGAUUAAAUGCAAGAGCGAUACAACUUAUACUAAGCAGCCAAUUUGCCGGCAACUAGGAACUUGCACUCGCUUUCCUGUAAUUCCUGAAAAUUGUAAAAUGCAAAACAAUUCCAAUCACAAGGUUGUGCGAUUUACCUGUAAUAAAUUGCAUCAUAUUAUUGGAAACACAAUUGUCGCCUGUGAGCAUGCUACAAGGCAAUGGACAGAAACGCCUAUUUGUACAGAAAUUCAACCAACUUCCACGACGGUAUAUGAUGGAAUACAAUACUUGGUAUAUCUUCAAAACGAUAUUCGUUCAAACUACGAGGAUGCACAGAAUCUAUGCCAUAGUAUAAAUGCAGAUCUAGCAAUUUUAUACAGUCAGACUGUUCGAGAAAAAUUUGAAGAAGCAUUGCAUAGAAUUUCAGGGAGAGAUUUUCAACUUCGUAUUGGUUUAAAAAAAAAGUAUAAGGGUAAAUGGACAUGGGAAAAAGAAUUUCUUUGGGAUUGGAAGGGAGAAGAACCACGGUCCAACCUACCUAAUGGUUGGAAAAAUCACAAUGAUAGACAUUGGGCGACUGGUAAUCGACGUAAUGCAGGGGAUUGUGUAGUUGUUGACAGCACACCCGAUGUACACUUCGGGAAUAAAUAUAGAUGGAAAGUUACUAAUUGCGACAAUUCACUUCUUCCGUUUGUAUGCCAACGAAAUCACAUUUCAUGCGAACCAAAUCCAUGUAAAAAUGGAGGAACCUGCAAUGUAGAAAACGGAAGAGAAAGAUGCUCAUGUCCGCAUUAUUUCUUUGGCUACUAUUGUGAAACAGAAACUACCUGCGCCGCAUCAGAUCUUGAAAAUAUGGAGAUUAUUUUUGGGAAAGAAGAUCGUUAUUCAGUAGGAUCAAGGGUAUUUAUUAGAUGUUCAGAUGGAUAUCGACUUGUUGGGAAGAAUGUCGUAACAUGUGAAAGAUAUGGAAGUUGGAAUUCACAAGCAAAUUGUGAAGAAAUCGAAUGUGCUAACCCACAAUUGCCAGUGCAUGGACGGUUUCUAUUAAAUAAUCACAAAUACGGAGCAGGAAAAAACUAUGAUAUUGGUUGUGAAAACAAAUACAGAUUAAUGGGAGAUUCGCAAUUAUAUUGUGGAUGGGAUGGAGAAUGGGCUGACACAACUUCAUCAUGUGAAAAAAUAGUUUGUAGCGCUCCAUCAUUGCCAGCAAAUGCUAAAAUGUCUACUACACAGAAACAAACUUAUGAAAUGGACGAUUGGAUAAGUCUUCGUUGUAACGAGGGAUAUGAAGAGAGUGAAAUUGUUUAUCCCACGUGUAAUAGAGAUAGUCAAUGGGACUUCCUAGAAACUUUUAGAUGUAUCCCGAAGUUUACCUCUACAGCACAACCAAACACAAGAACAACAACUACUACAACAACAGAGAGAACGCCCACAACAACAGCGAAUUCAGGUCUCCCAUGUACUGAGUUUCCACAGCUUCCACAAGGAAGUUUUAUACACAAUGAUCCAGGAAGCUAUCCAUCCGGAUCUUCAUAUGAAAUCCGUUGUGAAGCAGACCGUGAUAUAACAGGCUCCAGCUCUCUCACUUGUAAUGACGGAGAAUGGAACGAAGUAACAGCAAAAUGUGAAUUAAUCAUCUGCAGAUUGGAUCAAUAUCUUUUGCCAUAUGAAAUUGAAGUGCAAGGUUUUGAACUUCAUCAACUACAAAACGAGAAAUUUUCUGUUGGAAAGAUAUUAACUUUAGUAUGCUCUGGGUCAGGAGUGGUGACGCAUUUAAAUGAUGAAAGCAUAGAACCACAGAUUACAUGUCAAAGAGGAGGAACUUGGCAGCCUUGGCAAUCAAUGUUCUAUUGUGGUUAAAUCUCACAUUGACAAAGACAGACAAAUACUGAGGAAAAAUGGAAUGAUUUGCCAACAGACUCACGUCAGGAUGCAGCUAUUUUAUCAGUAUCAUUGGCAACAACUAUAUUAAACUGAUUUCUGUCGGAUUUAUAUUUUAACGUUUUUGUAUAUAAUAAAACACUAAUACAAGAAUGCCAA
Styela clava is the source of this 4280-nucleotide messenger RNA. RefSeq names its product sushi, von Willebrand factor type A, EGF and pentraxin domain-containing protein 1-like. NCBI's taxonomy places the organism in Eukaryota, Metazoa, Chordata, Ascidiacea, Stolidobranchia, Styelidae. The record is from RefSeq and is a predicted model, not a curated record.